Paramecium pentaurelia is the source of this 1731-nucleotide messenger RNA. Lineage: Eukaryota; Ciliophora; Oligohymenophorea; Peniculida; Parameciidae. The record is from the annotation of a GenBank genome assembly.
AUGGAGGUAGAAAAACCAAUCAAAUAAGAUAUUCAUAAUUAUCCUCCUAAAUUAGAAUAAGCCUAGGAAACAAUUUAAAUUGAAUUCAAAUAGAUUUUAUAAGGUUUGGAAGAAUAAAUUAUAUAAGUAUUCUAAAAUUCUUAAUAUUUUGAAAAAGAAAACUUUAAGGAUCAACAUUCAAUAUAAUUGAUGAUAUUUAAAGAAUUAAGACCUACUGAAUAGUGGUAAUAAUUAUAAAAUGAACCACCUAUAGAAAUUUAUAAUUCUCUAUUUCCAAAAAAAUUAAUUAGAUAUUUGAUUGACUAAAUUAAUGUUAAAAUGAAAACCUCUUUUGCAAAUUAAGAUGAAAAGUAAAUUAGAAAAAAAUUAGUGAAAAUAGAUUAAAUAUUUGAUUUCUUUGGAAUAAAGAUUAUAAUGGGAUAUAUAAAAAUGCCACAUUUGGAAGAUUAUUUUAAUGAAAAAUAAUUAUUUUAAUGCAAAAUAUUUGAAUGUUUUAAAGAGGGAAGAUUUAAAUGUUUAGAAUAAUGGAGUAAUUUCACUGAUGAAUGUCUUUUAAAAAAUAUUAACAAAAUAAAACCAGCAAAUGAAUUUUAAACUAUUAGAGUAUGUAAAAAGAUUGGAAAAACUUUAAGAAAUUUUAAAACACCUGGGAAAGAUUUAAUAAUAUAGAUAAAUUCAGGAUUCAUGAUUGAAUAGUCAGCAAAUUCUUAAUAAAUAAUGAUUUGUGAUCCUAAAAGCAAAUUAAUAGUUUGGUAAUACUUUUGUAAUAACAUUUAAGAAGAAAAAGUAGGUCUUUAAAUUGUUCAUGUAUUAUAAUAAUUCAAAGAUAAUAAUCAUACAUUAUAUAUUUAUGAUAAUAUUUUAAGCUUAGAGUAAAUUGCAUAUUUGAAAUUAAAACUAAAAAUUUAAUGUAUUUCAAAACUUGAUAGUUUGGUAGUAAGUUAAUUACCUUAGAUUCCACUUUAUCUUGAUUAUAUGUCAAUAAUUAAAGAACAAAAUGAUGUUUUCACUGUGACUUCUGGAGAAUAGAUUUAGUAAUUGAUAUGUACUUAUAAUCAAUACAAAGAGACUAUGUUAUUGUAUUGCAUACAUAAAUUCAGACCAAAUUUUUCUUAUCUUCAUUAUUCAAGUGCAAUUAUGACUGAAUUAUAGGAAAUUACAAUUUGGAAUUCUUAUCAAAUCGUUAUAAAAAUAAAAGCAUCACAAAAUUAAUAAACUUAUGAAUAAUUUCGUUUAGGUUUAGCUUAAGAAUUGUUAAAAAAUAAAAUUGCUUAGAUAAAGAAUGUUCCUACUUUAUUACAUAAAUAAAAAGUAGUUAAUGUUGGUUUGGCAACAGAAAUAAUUGGUGAUUAUGGUUAAGGAACAAAAAUAAAUUCAAAAUCAUUAUUUCACAUCCCAACAAUUAUGGCUACUCCUAAAACUUAUGCUGGCUCAAUGAAUUGUUUAGUUUGUAAGAGAAAUACUUAAUUAAUAACUUUAUGUAAACCUUGCUCAGAGAUAUCAGGUAAGUUAGUAAUUCUAUGUGCUUGUGAUUGCUUUUAUUUAUUCCAUUAGAAUACUUUGGAAUAUAUAAUAAAUGGAGAAGAUGUUACUCAAGCAUAGUAUAAAUCGAUAGAAUAAUCAAGUUAAUAAUUAUAUCAUUAAGCAUUUUAAUAGAAACCUGGUUUGAUGUAUGAGAAUGUAGAUAAAGCAAAAUCUGUUUAGUAUGCAAAAUAAGUAGAAAUUGAAUGA